Ictalurus punctatus (channel catfish) is the source of this 3469-nucleotide messenger RNA. RefSeq names its product macrophage mannose receptor 1. Bases 80 to 1843 code for a protein of 587 amino acids. Lineage: Eukaryota; Metazoa; Chordata; Actinopteri; Siluriformes; Ictaluridae. The record is from RefSeq and is a predicted model, not a curated record. The transcript has 9 exons.
GCAGGAUAAGAUUUGUUGGCAGAAAAGUGCAAACAGGAGACGAGAUCUACGAGAAAAAUAUUCUAAUAUUCCAGGAGCCAUGUUUCAUCUUUUGCUGCUCUUUGGGUUUUUCAGCCUCAGCGUCUGUCUCCCUCGUCAAUAUCACUUCAUUAAUGAGAAGAAGACCUGGGCUGAAGCACAGAGAUACUGCAGAGAGAAUUAUGAUGAUUUAGCCAUUAUUAAUAACACUAUAGAGGAAUGGGCCCUUACUAACGUAAUAAACAUAUGGAACAGUGGCCAAACCUGGAUUGGACUGUAUGAUGAUUUGAACAGCUGGAAAUGGUCUCUGGAUGAUGAUUCUUUUUAUAAGGAAGGAGAGAGAAGCUUUAGAAACUGGUACAUACAGAAACCAAGGAACUGGAAUGGAGACAGUUUGUGUGUAGGUUAUUCUGGAGUAUGGUAUGAGGCCUCUUGUUCUUCGACACGUACCUUCCUUUGCUUUGAUGGUAGGGUAAAUGCCAGUGAAAGAUAUGUCAUGGUUUCUCAGAGACUGAACUGGACUGAAGCUCAGAGCUACUGCAGAGAGCAUUACACAGACCUGGCCAGUGUGAGGAACGACACAGAGAACCAGAAAAUCGGAUCAUUGUUUUUUAAUAAUUAUAAUAAUAAUGAUUAUUAUUAUAAAUAUAAUUCUCAUUAUAUUCCGGUAUGGAUUGGCCUGUACAGAACCAGGUCUUGGUCAGAUAAAAGCAACUCUUCAUUCAGCAACUGGAAACCUGGACAACCAGAUAAUUAUGCACAGAAUGAAUCCUGUACUGCCGUGUCAUUUAAUGAUUCUGGGAAAUGGACAGAUGAAAACUGCGGUCGAGCUUUUCCAUUCCUCUGUUACACCACAAUGUCAUCAAAAUCAUCAAAAUCCUGCACAGGAUCCUCAUGUUCCCUCCAUCAGUAUCACUUUAUUAAUGAGAAUAUGACCUGGAAUGAAGCACAGAGAUACUGCCGAGAGAAUUACACUGACCUGGCCACCUUUGAUAACAUGGAGGAAAUGAACACACUCCUUAACACAGUAAAUGGCAGCUACUCAGGUUUAGCCUGGAUUGGACUGUAUGAUGAUCUGGACAGCUGGAGAUGGUCUCUGGAUGAUGAUGCUUUCUACCAGGAGGGAGAGAGAGACUUCAGAGGGUGGGUCCAGCAACCUGAUAACUACUAUGGACAAGAACUGUGUGUUUCCAUGAAUCCAACAGGGGAAUGGUUUGACAUGCCUUGUACUGACAGAAAGGCUUUUGUUUGCUAUAAUGGUACAAAUAAUACAUAUGUGUGGAUUUAUAACGCAAUGACUUGGGAAGAAGCUCAGAGCCUCUGCAGAGCAAAUCACACAGACCUGGCUAGUGUGAGGAAUGAGACUGAACUUCAGCAGAUACUGAGCAUCAUGAACGGCCACGAGGUAUGGAUAGGUCUGUAUAGGAACCGAUUAUGGUCAGAUCAGAGAAACUCGACUUUUACAUAUCGGAAACGAAUGAUAAUUGAAUAUUUUGGCGAGACGGAGCGUUCAAUUACACAACACCGAAAUCAACGCUGCACAGCUGUACAUCUUUCUGGUGACUGGACAAAUGAAAACUGUUUUGUCAGUUUCCCUUUCAUCUGCUACACUGCAGCAUUCAUUCCAGGUGCUGUGAUGGGACUGCAAGUGAAAGUCAAAGCUAAUGCAAAUCCCUCGUAUUCUGAGAUUAAACGACUGGUGUUGAUGAAACUUGAAGAAGAAGUGCGCAGACUGGGACUUUCAAGGAACGUCACUUUGAACGUGAGAAAUAAGCUUGGUCCAGCCAAGGAGAUUGUGGAGGACAAGUCUGAAGGACAUUUCUAAGUAAUGUACAGAAAGGUACCUGAAAAAAGAAGAAGCAAGACUAUGGCACAUACGAUGGCACACGAACAGGAUAACAACAAAAAUUUGACAAUCAGAUGCUGAAGCACAGGACCUUACAAAUUGGUGCUAAUCAGGGUGAAACAAGACACAGGUGCAAGUGAUAGAAAACAUAACAUGUGCUGGGACUGAUGGGAAGUGUAGUUCAGUGCCCCUUUUGCGCUAUCAUGACAGGUCCAUGAAGAACAAAGUCUACAUUCAUCUCUGUUGAAACAUAAAUACUGUUAUUUAAAAUGCUACAUUACAAAUAAGCUAAGUGAAUUAAGGAUUUGUUAAAUAAACAAACUGAAUUUUACCAUAACAAAAAUAUUUACAGCUUGCAAAAUCCUUGAAAUGCCUCCUGGCUUUGACUAUAAAAAUAGCAAAUCACUGUUAUUACACUAAGUUGUGAACGAGCAUAAUUUUCUAAGGUGUAAUGCAAGCAACAGUAAAAAUUUUAAUGGUUAAACACACUGACGAGCUCCACUUCUCUUUAAACUUGCAUUUUUCAUGAUUGUUGUCACAUGCUGCAUCUCAAACUGUAAACUCUGACAUUACAUUCAAAAGUAUUUACUAAUUUAGAGCAGGGGUUCCCAAACUUUCCCAGGGCAAGGCCCCCCAAAUGGCAUUAACAUUUGACCGAGGCCCCCCUUUUGCAAGAUGUCUUUAAAACACAUUAAAAAUACAGACUUCUGAAUAAAUCCCCCCCCCCUUUUUUUUAUUAAUAAUUAUAUCUUACAUCUUUACAUUACAUUACAUUAGGAAUUGAUUGUGUGUGUGUGUGGUUGUCUGAGAGUGAAAAUUUAUUUUUCACACCAAAUUGUUGAGGCCCCCUGGGCGCCCCCUGGCGGUCCCCACUUUGAAAAACACUGAUCUAGACAGUGCAGAAGACUACUACAUAAAACAGACCUUUCAGACCUUAAGGUUACAUGAGAGUUUUUUUUUACAUUCAAACAUUAACUGUAAUAGAAAAAAAACACUAAAUAAUAUUCUAGAAUAGUACUUAAGUAUGUGAGUUGAGACACAGAAGUAGUUUGUUGAGUAGUGGUAGACGGGUAGAGAAAUUAUAUUGCUAAACGUCACUACUGCACAUUUCAGAAUAGUGAAAAAAUACUACAAUAACACGUACCCUAAUCAUUUAACGCAGCUUGUCUGAAUGUGCCUUCUAGUAACAUUUCACAAUAUUAGCAACCAAAACCAAUCUUUGAUAUUUCUAACAUUAAGCUGUAAAAUAAACGAUUGAAACAAAAGAAGAGCUUGUGAGUUUCUCCCCAUUUGUAAAUCAAAUGACCCCUACUUUUGGAACCACUGGUGUAAUAUUUUAUUUGUUGGAUAGGAAUGAAAUGUAUGCUGUUUAUUAAUUAUAUUUCCUCAAAUGAAUUUCAACAAUUAGAACACUGUACAUAUUUAUGUUUGUUGUCAUUUAUAGAAACUUUUGAUGUGUUGUAUUUUCUGAUUUGCAAUAAUCAUAUAUUCAACAUUACCUACUACCUACUUGUGUUAAGGGAUGCUAUCUGACUUAUUUAGUAAUUCUUUUCUGUAUUUGUAGUUAAGAUUGUGUCGAUUAAAGCCCACUCUGAUUACACUGAA